Molecule: messenger RNA, 390 nt
Organism: Sordaria macrospora k-hell
Lineage: Eukaryota; Fungi; Ascomycota; Sordariomycetes; Sordariales; Sordariaceae
Source: RefSeq, a predicted model, not a curated record
AUGUCCACCUCGUUCGAUUCUGCCGAUUCCUCUCGUCCCAUGAUGGCUCCCACUACCCAAAACCGCGCCUCCGUCCGCCUCUCCAUGGCGCCCUCCGUGGCCCACUCGGUUGCGCCCACCUUCUGCACCACCGACAGCGCCGUUGCUGAGAUCACCGACAUUGGAAAUGGACUCGACCGCAUGGAGAACAAGGCUCUGACACAGCAGCGCGUGCACCUGUCCGAGGAGAAGAGCGUCAACCUGCAGAAGCUCGCUCUGGGCGCCAAGCUGGAGCGCGCGCUCGACCGUCGCAUGUCCAGCCAGGAUGCCGUCAUGAGGCCGCGCAAGCCAACAAUUACCGCCGCUUCGAGUGUUGACCUCAACGAGAAGGAGAAGGUCGAGAUGAUCUGA